Molecule: messenger RNA, 1701 nt
Organism: Rhodotorula graminis WP1
Lineage: Eukaryota; Fungi; Basidiomycota; Microbotryomycetes; Sporidiobolales; Sporidiobolaceae
Exons: 11
Coding region: 91-1701 (536 amino acids)
Source: RefSeq, a predicted model, not a curated record
CCGACCCGGUCUCCCGCCUCAGCGCCGUUCUCCGACUCGCGCUCUCGCACGCCCUCCCUCUCGCCCUCGCCUUUGCUUCGCCCGCCCAGCAUGGCCGAGGCGAACGCCUUCCUCGCCUACGGUAUCACGGUCACAACUGAGUCGCUCCUGUACGCCGUCGCUGCAUGGCCGAGGCUUCAAGGCCCGUUCGCGUUCCUCGACCUCGUCGCGCUCCGCAAGCGCAAGGGCCAGCUCGCCGUGGCAACGUCGCAGGACAUGUCGCAGUCGGCGGUCGAGAUGGUUCCACUCGAGAUCUGGGGCGUCGUGCGGCACAAGCUCGUCGACCUCGAGUUGCGCGAGGCCGAGUUUCGGCAGGUCGAGUGCUACCUGUGCGAGAGUGGGCGUGCUCCAGGAGUGUCUGCCGAGAAGCUCAAGUGGAGCGACGUCCUGUCCAGGUGCGGCGUCGAACUCUUCGGCUUCGAGGGCCUCGAAGACUCGGCAGCUCGACAAGCAGCAGACAUCAUGCUCUCGGUCUUCGGCCUCGCUCUGCCUUUCGACGUCCCGAUCUUCCGCGCCGCGCCCGACAACUACCCGCCAGCCUCGCACUGGUCGUCGCCCGACACGUCGAUGAUGAUCUCGCUGCCCGGACCGCCUUCCGACGAGGACGAUGGCCUCGCGAUGCACGCUGCGUGUGGCGGCGACGUGUGCGCCGACGGCCAAGUCGUCGUCGACGUCUCGUUCGCCAUCCCGGCCGGGGCCAAGCAGCGCUUUCGCCGCCUCGUGUCGACGAUGCACCUCGACCUUGUCAAUGUCACCGACGGCUUCAUCGCCAACGCGGGCACGAGGGCCGCCAGCAGCGGCAGGGCCGUGCGCUGCAAGGAGCGCGAGUUUGAGAAGGUCCCGCUCGCCAAGCUCGAGCCGAGGUGGAAGCUCUCGCCGGCCUCGGAGCAGCUCAACUCGAUGCGCCGCUUCCUCCUCGCCACCCUCUUCUUCGCCCUCUCGCUCUCGGUUCUCGCCGUGCCCUUCCCUCAAGCUGUCGACGACGGCUCCGGCGCCUCGACCUCGUCCCUCUCGACCUCGCCCGCCGACUCGAGCGGCUGCGUCUCGUACGACGGCGACGGCUUUGCUGCCAAUGGCCGCGAUCGUGCCGGGUACGAUGGCGACGGCCUCGACCAGGACGGCUUCGGCAGAAACGGCUUCAACGUGCAAGGCCUGAACCGCGACGGCCUCGACAAGGCGGGCAAGCUCAACGGCACGUACGCGCUCGACAAGGACGGCUACGACUCGCAGGGCUACAACCUCGCCGGCAGGAACAAGGACGGCUUCAACGCGCUCGGGUACGACAGGGACGGCUACAACGCCCAGGGCUACGACCGCAACGGCUACGACAAGGACGACCGCGACCGCAACGGCAACUCGUGCUCGUCGACCUCGAGCGACUCGUCGUCGGCCAACCCGUCCGACCUCGCCGCGCUCGGCAUCGACCUGCCCGACCUGUCGGACAAAGAUGGGCGCGCUCCCGAUCGACACGGCGGCCUUUGUCGGCGACGCGCAGCCGACGGGGCCGGACUCGGGCGGCGAGGGAGGCGCGGCGACGGCUGGGGCUGCGGUGGGAGGGGGGCAAGGGGCGGGUCCGACUGCGGCGGCGAGGGCGAGGGCUUGAGGCUCUCCUCGACGCUUUGGCCCCUUCUUCCCUCCCUCCUCUCCCUCCCUCUGCCGUAG